AUGUUCAUUUAUGGAAGAGUUUUGAAGGGUGAAGGAACUAUAUUUACUCUGAGAAGUUGGAAUGUGAAGCACACAUGCAAUGGAAAUGUUAAAGAGGAGAACAGAUGUGCAAAUCCAGAAUUUGUAACUGACUGGUACAUGCAAAGGUUGGAGACUCUUGGUAACAAAAACAAAAUCCCUGAUCCUGAGUCAUUGGCAAAUGAGUUCAACAAAACAAUGAAAGUGAACAUUAAGUACCAUACAGCAUGGAGAGCAAGAAAUAUUGUGUUACAGAAUCUUCAUGGAAGCUAUGAGGAGCAGUACAAGAAAAUUCCUGCAUUCUGUGAAAUGGUGAAGGAAAAAAUGCCUGGAAGUGUAGCUAGUUUCUCAUAUGGAAGCACAGACAACACAUUCUUGUCAAUGACACUCUGCUUCAAGCCUGCUAUAGAAGGAUUCUUGGCUGGAUGUAGGAAAAUCAUUGGAUUGGAUGCUUUCCAUUUGUAUGGGAAGUAUGGUGGUGUGUUACUGGUUGCAACAGGUCUAGAUGGUCAGAAUGGUUUAGUACCUCUUGGUAUAAUGAUGUGUAGGAAUGAAACCAUUGAGAACUGGAAGAUUUUUCUCAAAUACUUGAAAGCUAUACUGGGUGAAGACUUGCAUUUCACCAUUAUAUCAGACAAGCAGAAGGGGAUUAGUGAAGCUUGUGACAAAUACUUCUGCUUGGAUGAGCACAGAUUAUGUUUCAGACAUUUGAUGAAGAAUUCCAAGAAGUAUUUCAAGUCAUACAUCUUACAUGUUCAUUUCUGGAAUGCUGCCAAAUGUUACAAGAAGAGACACUAUCAGCAACACAUGGAUAAAUUAUUUGUUGAGGAUGAAAAAGCUGCAAUGUAUCUCAUAGAUCAAAAACCUGAAAGCUGGUCUAGGUCUCAUUUCUCAAAUGACAGCAAGUGUGAGAACAUGAACAAUAAUUUCUCAGAGUCUUUCAACAACAUGACCAAGCCCUUUAGAGAUAAGCCAAUCAUUACACUUGCACAAAUGUAUAAUAAACUGGUGAUGGGUCUUUUCUUCAAGAGGAGGAAUGAAAGUGAAAACUGGCAGGAUGAUGAGAUAGUUCCAAAGGCAAUGAAGCUGAUUACAAAGAUGCGGGACUUAAGUCAUCUGUUUGAGUUAACUGGAGUUGUAAGGGGAAUGGUGUAUGAGAUCAGGAGUGUUCAUGAUGCUGUCUAUUGUGACCCUGUAUACAGUGUGGAAUACUACAAAAAGACAUAUGCUCCAGAGUUUGAACCACUGUCAGCUGAAAUUGACUGGAAUAUACUGGUAGAGUUCAUUAAUCCUCCUGUUAUCAUAAGAAAAACUGGAAGUCCAAGAAAGAAGAGGAUUCCUUCUUAUGAUGAAGCUGGAAGUGUGAAGAAAAUGAGAAAGUGUAAGAAGUGUGGAGUUUAUGGUCACUAUGCAAUAACUUGUGCUGGUGGAGAGGUUGGAAAGAAUCCAAAGGGAGAAAAACCUAGAACCUGUGUUGAUGGCUCAACAUCAUCUACUUAUGUCCCUGAACCACCAAAAAGGAAGUACAAUAGAAAGAAACCGGUUGUUAGUGCUUCUGCAGGUGCAUCUACUACUGCUAAGGAUGGAAUGAAGAACCAAAACAAUUCAGAAUCUUCUAAACAAGGUGCUGCAAAAGGGAGAAAGAGAAAGGCUUCUUCUCAACCUGCUUUCAAUCAGACUAAUCAACAUGUUGGAUCUGUCAACAACAAAGUCACCUUCACAGUUGCAGAUCCAAAGGGAAAGAAGAAACCAAAGAAGUACAUGAAAGUCUGA
Papaver somniferum (opium poppy) is the source of this 1791-nucleotide messenger RNA. RefSeq lists its product as uncharacterized. Lineage: Eukaryota; Viridiplantae; Streptophyta; Magnoliopsida; Ranunculales; Papaveraceae. The transcript has 6 exons. The record is from RefSeq and is a predicted model, not a curated record. The coding region runs from base 1 to 1791 and encodes 596 amino acids.